Messenger RNA from Coregonus sp. 'balchen', 7039 nucleotides. The record is from the annotation of a GenBank genome assembly. NCBI's taxonomy places the organism in Eukaryota, Metazoa, Chordata, Actinopteri, Salmoniformes, Salmonidae.
UGUUUUAGGUUGCUGAUAGAGAGACUGUGAUGAUGUCAUUCUCCAUGGCCCUGCACCUCACCGCUGCUCUCCAACUCCUGGCGCUGAUGGCCAUAUGUGACGAGGUUACAGCUGAUCGCAUCAACUUCUACAAUGUCAAACCACCUGUGGAAGGUACGUUCUGCUUACUCGUUGACAUUUUUACGUCUUCAACAUUGUUGAAGUAUCCAUCAAAAGAAACGUUUGAACAGGAGCAAUGUGAGUAAAAACAUACAUUGACACACAGUGUGUGAAUGUCUUUACAGCCACUCCAUUCCCUAAGAGCUUCAAGUGCUUCACCUGCGAGCAAGCUGCAGACAACUACAACUGUAACAGCUGGGCUGAGGACAAGUGGUGUCCACAGAGUGAGUAGAACCCUUUGUUGUUUCACACAGAUACUGUCAGAUAUUAGAAUUUUUGUAAGUGUUUCUCAUUGGCAUUACUGAUAGGACUAACCAGUACUUAAUAAUCAUUGUUAUUAUUGCUGUUACACUGUUAUAAUACCUUAUGAUUAUGCUGUUAUAGCCAGUGCUUGACUUAGGAUGAAAGAGGUGCAGUAGCAGUCUUUUUUCAAGUCGGUCCAUUAGACGACGUUCACAGACAUUCCCAAAUGACAUUAUACUAUAGAGACCUCCUGAUUAUUCACUGUUAAGGGUUCAUACACCUUUUGACAGAUGGAAUUUCAUGAAUUCCAUGACUUCUCCGUGACUUUUAACCAAAUUUCCAUGACCAAUAAUUGGUAGCGUCUCUAUGUAGCAGGGUUUCUGUUAGCCGGUAAUAGCCGGCUUUUGGCCAUUAAAAAAAUAGAAAAGCCUAUAAAUAAAAUUGCCUCUAGCCAAUUGUCCGGGGGAAGAACGUUUUUUAAAUUGGCGCGCCUAUAUUUGUUAUGAAUAUUAUUUAUCACACGCACAGCAUACAGAUACAGAGCCUUUUGGCGGGAAAUCUGUCAGACAGAACUUUUAUAAGCCUAAUCAUUGCGCAACAAUUCUAAAUGCAAUCCUGUGUUAAAAGUAGUUUUUGGGCCACGAUUAAAAAUAGCUACUUUUUUUUUCUCAACUGGUAAUUCAAGCACGCUUCACAUUCGCCAUUGAAAUGCAUAGGCAACGGAAGGCAGGCUUCAUCAGGCGUCACACCACUUUGCAAUGAGCUGGAGGCAGUAUGCAUUUUGAAAACAUAUAGCUACCUAAUUGUUUGAAACCUACAUACAUUUUACCUUGCUUCCAAGUAGCCUAGCCAAAAUCCUACCAUAUACAUAGAGGCAAAUAUUUUACAUAGACUUCCAUAUGCCAUGAAACCAGUAGCCUAUUUCUCUCAUGUUCUAUUGGUUUUCAACUUUCUUUCAUUGUCUGUUAGCCAAAUGCACAUUCACGCAUAUUCUACUGCCUUGUGCGCAUUGCUGGGCUAAUAAUGUUAAGAAAUAAUAGUUUAUCAACAUAUUAAGCUAAAUGUUCUGAUCUGCAUCAGAUUCAUUUAUUUAUGCAGCCUACUGGUUGGAUGAAUAUAGGAUCUAUCAUCCCACCAGUGUCCCAGAGUCUGUUUGGGCUAUUUAUUAUAGUAGAUUGACAGCCUAAUCCUGUCUAUACAGAAAGAAAUAAAAUAAUUCUAAAUAGGCUACUAAAGCAUGAUUUGGCCACAGAGGAUCAUUAGCUUCCCCUAGACUUAAAAAAAAGUUGCUGAUUGUUUUAAAUCGCAUUGCCUGCAGUCGGAAGGAAAGGCAGCAUGUACAAUUUGGGCAGCGCACACUGCAAAUACCAAAUAGAUGAUUAUUGAGUUGAGACUGUCAGUGAAAAGUAGAGAGGGCCCAGCCAGGUAUACUGCAAUAUUUCAAAAUUAUAUCGCGGGAAAACAUAGUUUGGAAAGCAAAUGGCUAUUGCUGUAAAGAGAAUACAAUGAAAAUACUCUAAUCUGUCUUUUAGGUAUACAAAUUCUCAACUUAAUUGUGCGAACAACAGUAGGCCUAUAGCAUAUCUUAUUGGCACCAGUGAAGCAUCGGCCAUAUCCCUGGUGAGGGCACACUGCGCACAUUCACUCUUUAUCAUUGUUGGGUCAGUGUCACUUAAAAGUUUGUUUUUGGACAAUAAUUUCCUCCUCCAGUUUAGAUGGACGUCAUAUUCUAUUUGUGUCUCCCCUUCUUGUAGGCCUGUUAUAUGGACAGUGUCAGCAGAGUAGGCUACCCUGUAAUUUGUCAUAUGAAAAAAGAUUAUGAUAAUGUCUCCAGUCAUGAUAAUGUCUCCAGUCAGAUAAAGUAGAAUUGCAUGAAAUGUGUUUUUCCUGUGCAAAGAAAGAAGAAACCUGAUAUAGCCUAUAUCCCAGGCCUCUACACUAUACACGCUCAGCCAUGCAUUGAACUGUCUUUUUUGAGAACAGUGAUUGAGUUAUAUUAUUACCCUAAAUUAUGACUAUCGAAUCUACUCAUCACAUUACAAAUACAUAAGUCUGCAAAUGUGAUGACGCAUGAAAUGCUUUAUUAUAAAGGUGCAUUUUUAUGCAUAGGCUAGUGAUUUUGCUGUUUGUUACUCAUCUUGUUGGCUGAGUAAAAGUAAAUGUGGACAGUUAUUCUAACAUCUUCAAAGUGCAUGGUAAGGACACUGCAUUGCAUCCUCGACUUGCAUGUUCUGAUUUCGGUCAUUCUGAGCACUGUGGGUGGAUGCCCUAAUCAGGUUACGCACCCAACGCAUAUGGGUCUGGUACAUUACUCAAAUGUCCAGUAAAUUAAAAUGCUGCUGGUAAAAUGUCCGGCGCCACAUUUUCAUAACGGAAACCCUGCUAUGUAGCCUACAUGAAAAAGUAAGCAUAAAUGUGGUAUUGACACUAGAACGCUGCUGGUUUCUGAUCCCAUUUGGCCUACUAUCUCCUGCCAUUGAUCAAGCCCAGGUAGCACAUUCCUUGGAAGUUGUGGGAACUUACGUUUUUUGGUUUCCCAUUGGUUCUGGGAAUGAAGCCAUAAGUUUCCUGACCAGUAAAACUGAACGUUUUUAAAUGUUCUGAGAACAGAAAUGAAAAUAUUGCCUGUUCUGGGAACUGUUAUUUUUACGUUGCAGGGAGGGUUCUGAGAAUGUUUUACUCUGGUUCUUUGAAAGUUUUCCUGGGAGGUUUUAUUAACACUGAGAAUGGAAAUUAUAGGUUAUUUUGAGGUUUUUUAAUAACUUCCUUAAAACUUUCACUGAAUGUUUCAAACAGACUUUAAGACUGAUAGCUUAUUUUGGGUUAACGUUUUUGAACACCAAGCACAGAUAGGACACAUGCAAACACAUUUAUUUUUUAUUGUGACACGGCAUCAGUGAGAUUCAAACCUAUAAUCUUCUGUUCUCUAUCCAUGGAAUUAGUCCACUGCGCCACCAGAAUGGAGCUGGUGUGCCACGUUUUUCUUUACACAUACAAUGCUGUUCAUUUUAGUCUAUUCAAACAGACCCCAUUUCAAAGGAAACAAGCACUCAUUUAACAAGAUAGAGGAUAGAGAGAGUUUUGUUGAUGUUGAGAACGGAAUGUAUGUUUUUAAAUAUCAUUCUUAUAACGUUCUCUGAACAUUACUAACGUUUUCUUGUAGUUUUUAUGGAACGUUUUCUUUCUUAACAUGAGAACAUUACUUUAAACAGAACCAUGAGGAAACAUGUAGGAAACGUUAUGCUGAAGUACUGAAAUUCCCACAAUUCCCACAGAAGAACAUUGUUUAUUAACAUUCUCUGAACUAUUUGAGAACAUUCCCAAUGUCAAACCAGUUGGAGAACGUUCCUAGAACGUUAUCAAAAUUGAAGUUAAAUGUAACCAUUUUUUUUACUUUUAGUUAACGUUCUGUUAAUGUAAUGAAAUACCAAGAAAAUAAAGUGUUUUUGUCAAGUUCCUUAAAUGUGCUGAGAAUGUUCCAAAGCCAAGCAGCUAUCUUGCACCAUUCCCAGAAAGUUGUGGGAAGGUUGUAUACAAAAUAACCACAGGACAACCACACUCCCACCAAGCGGCAGGUAGCUUAGCAGUUAAGAGCUUUGGCAAGGUGGAAAAAUCUGCCGUUCUGCCCUUGAGCAAGGCAGUUAACCCACAACAAGAACUGCCCUCCGGGCGCCAAUGACGUGGACAUCGAUUAGGGCAGCCCCCGCACCUCUCUGAUUCAGAGGGGUUGGGUUAAAUGCGGAAGACACAUUUCAGUUGAAUGCAUUCAGUUGUGCAACUGAUUAGGCAUCCCUUUUCCUUAAGAAACAGAUGGUUCUCAGAGUGUUAUGUGCUAGCUGGGAGGCACUUAACCCCCCACAAAGUAGAAUAACUGCACUGUUAAGGCUUCAGCAUGCUUCAGUUCGGCUGGCGGCUAGGCAAACCGAACGAGUGUGUUCGCAUACUCCCUUAAAAGACCUUCGCUUGAAAAACAAGAAAAAGCUACAAUAGUACUGUUUGUCCAUUUUGAGGCGCGGUAGCAAGUUACACUUCCUCAAAAUAGUCAGAAUUAAUCGAAGGUAACUCAAGAAAUCUGUCAUUAAUUCUGACGUUUUUACCGAGGACAUCUUAGUCGUGCAAUUUUACAUCUAACUAAGAUGUUUGGUGCAGUAUUUCUCAAUGAAAAUAUUUGCAUGAAAAUGAGUCAUCUCUCAUUGCAUACUUUAUUGACGAAUCCCUACAGUUGACCAAUCAUGGACGAAGGGCGUAGACUUCGGCUCCCGAACUUCGGCUGGCCUCGAGAAAAAUGUUUGUGUGCCCGAACAGCCGAUAAAAACCUUACCGAAGUCCAAAACGAACAAAAACGUAGCAAAAUGACGACAUAAUAUAUGUACAAACUUUUCCGAACGGUUUCCUCUGGGAAGCAUGAGGACGCCUUUAGGCUACUGUAUAAAACGCAUGUGGUCAACUCUUCAUCUGGAGAGCUACUGGGGCCGUAACAGUACACCUAUUCGUACUGAACCGUUCGGUAUGGGGACCUCGGUUCGGUCCGCACUGUGAACCCGAAUGAAUACAUAAAACAAAUUAAAACACUAGGCAUAUAGGCUGCGUUGUAUGCAAUUGCCGUGUGAGUUAAUCUGAGCUGAAAAAAAACAUUGUAGGCUAUUCCGUUAAAACAACUACAGCCUGUAAUCAAAAUUCAAAUCUUAACUGUCAGAUUUCAAACUAUCCUUUAGUGAGGCACAGCCGGGAACUCUGUAGAUGACGAGUGGUGGGAUCGAUCAACCAGAAUUGGAGGAUCCUCCAUCGUUUAAAUCUCCAGUUUGUGAAAGUUUUGGCUUCAUAGUCGAUUACAACCGCGAUGGACAGAGAGUUGUGGAUAAAAAGUCGUUAGUAGCAGAGUAGCGCUUGUAGCUUGUUGUCGGCCAAUCACAGGUCAUCAAAGCGCCACUACAGUCAUAGAGCCUCUGUGUGUGGCAAAGCAAAUUAGGAAAUCAAUUGAAGAUGGCAUUGAAAUUAUGGAAUUAAAAGUUCAAUGAGAAGUGUAUGCUACAACGAACAAGAGCCAACAGGUAGGCUGCUAUUUAAUAAUAUGAAUGGAGGUGUUGUUAUUUAUAACUGUAGGACAGGAAGAAAGUGCAUGGCAUUAUCUGAUUGUCAUAUUUUGCCGACGAUUGUUAAAUUGUAAAAAAUGCCAAUAAAUAUAUUGUUAAAAAUAAUAAUAAUAAUAAUAAUAAAUACAUUGUCGGAUUUAGGCCUAAAUGCGUAGCCUACUGUUUAAUAGAGGGGAAUCCCAACGGUGUCAAACGUAUUUCUCAACAGUGCUGGUGGAAAGGCAACAAAGAGUCAACGACAUUUAUACUUAAAGCUAAAUAGUUAACUAGUGAGAUAGCUUGUAGUAUGACUAGUUAUGUUUUGAAUAGGCUAUAUAGUUAGUCUAUCAUUAUUUUAUAGGCUACCUGCUGCUGAAAUGUCUCACUCUCUCCUCGGGCAAAUGCACAGCACACACAGAGAAACGCGCUGAAGGGUAUGCCUAAUUCUGAUCAUGGCUGAUAUGUAGAUUUUUAAGUGAUUGAUCAUAUAUUUUAAAAUGAAAACACAAUAUUAAAAUUCCAUGACUUUUCCAGGAUUUUCAUGACGGUACGAACUUGUAACAGCGCAUCCUGCGCAUUCAGGCUGGCGUAUUCUCAAACUCUUAACAUUCUACUGGCAUGUAUACACCGGAUUCACAGACUAGCGGCAAAUAAACUUGAACAAAGCGGAAUCAGGAUAUAAAUGCCCACUCUCCAUUGCUAUUCAAUGCAGAUCCUGCUUUGAUAAACUUUUUUUUGACUCUGUGUGUGAAUCCGGGUGGUGAUAGGCCACUUUGUUUUAUAGCGGAGCCAGAAUGCAGUUCCCCAAAACUUGGAGGUGCCGGUAUGGCCCUCCUGACAGCUCCGGCCCAAGUCAAGCACUGGUUAUAGCCAAUGCAUGACAAAGCCAGCUAACCAGUUGAGUAAUGUAUAUUUCUUUGUCAUCCUUUCCUCAGAUACACAGUUCUGUAUGACAGUGCACCACUUCACCAGUCAUGGCAAGACCAAGUUUGUGACCAAAAAGUGUGCUGCCAGGGAGGUGUGUCACGCUUCAGGCUGUAGACACCACAGGGACACAGGUCACACAGUAAGUCCAUACACCAAAACCCAUCCACAAUCACCCACCAUCAUUUGUCUACUCAGGAAUUUGUAGAAUCAGCUGAAAAUUAUUUUCCAUUACUGCUGCACUUGUGUUUUGAAUUUGUUGUCGCUCACUCCUCGGCUCUCUCUCUCCUCUCCCUCUCGCAGGAGUGUGUGUCGUGCUGUGAGGGUAUGAUCUGCAAUGUGGAGGUCCCCACUAACCACACCAAUGCUGUGUUUGCCAUGAGGCAGCAGGCCUACAGCUCAGCCCCAUCCCAGGCCCCUGUGAGGACAGCGUGGGGCUGCUGCUGGCUGACGUUACUCACCACCCUGGGCCUGGGGUUGACCAGACUGGUCCUACUGUGACACUGCUGUCCCUCAAAGCAGGUCCCUAUAGAGGGGACCAGACUAUACCAGAUGUGUGUUGUUACAAGUGUGGUGGUAAUCUGUGAUAAAGAUGUCUCAUACAGUGGCUUGCGAAAUAUUCACCCCCUUUGGCAUUUUUC